AGUUUCGGAAAAGAAAGAGAAAAAAGUAAAAAGGUAAACAUCUCCGACGACUUCCUCGCUUCAGCACGCCACCUCAACUUCCUCUCUCGCCGGCUCGCCGCCGUGGACCUCUCCCAAUCCCCCAUCGGGGACUGCUGGAAGCGCGGAUCCUUCCGCCCUCGGAUCGACUGUUCCUCCUGUUCGUGAGGGAGACCUAGCUUUGCUCGGAUCGAUUUCAUCUGCCCCGAUCUGCAGACGUGAGCGGAGAUGAACUGCGAAACCUGUCAGCUGAAGGAGCUGGAGCUGGAAACAACAGAGAUCAGGGAUGUGCUGCGAUGCAUCUUGCAUACCAUAUUCUUCCAUAGAACCCUCAGCCUCGUUCGCCCCAAAGAUGUUGACUGUGAUUUCCUUGAGAUCACUUACGUCCAAUGUGGGCUCCCAGAACUAGAAAAGGAAGUAGAUGAAAAGAUAGACCAGUUCAUUGCUUGGGUGGAGAAGCACCCAAAUCGCAAAAGCCAGGUGUGCCUCUCCUUUUUUGACGAGAAAAGCAAAAACCCAGGUUGGUUUGUGAACAAAACAGAGCGCAUUUAUUGGGAACAAUGGUUCAUCAAUUUGCAUGUUAUGAGCCCAAAAAGAUACAGCAAAUCAAACAGCUCCAAAGGGCUAACAAACAUUGGAGGGAAUGCCUUGGAGGAGACUAGCUCAAGGCGUGCUGCAUUGGAGUCUUCAAUUAAUGAAGUGCUAUUCCAGAUCAUUAACUUCGCCAACGAAAAAAAGGACCACAUUCCUGCCAUCCCUGACAGAAUUUUCAAUCACGAGAUCAUGAUCCCAAGGUGACCCUUUUCCUUGGACGUGUUGACAGCUCCUCGGAUUCUGUAUUUGGAUGGAACACCGACGUCAUCCGCAGAGUGCUGAACAGUGGGCAUCCCUACUCACUUUAGCUGAAGACUGGUGCCGCCAUCCUAUGUGGAAGGUGCUUGCUAACCAUCAUGGUCGACUAUGUGAUAUGCUUGGAAAGAAUUAGUGUACAUAAUCAUCCUUGUAAAUAUUUGUGCAUGAAUCUGUCCAUUCUAAACAAUGUUGCCUGUUCCCCAGACAGAUGCUUAAUCUACUGAGUAUCAAGUUCACUAUGGUCUGGAUUUAUUCAAACUGAAGUAGUGGCCUGAUCUA
Messenger RNA from Panicum virgatum (switchgrass), 1149 nucleotides. Its product is annotated as autophagy-related protein 101-like. Gene Ontology annotation, cellular component: phagophore assembly site. The record is from RefSeq and is a predicted model, not a curated record. Gene Ontology annotation, biological process: autophagosome assembly; autophagy. The coding region runs from base 247 to 816 and encodes 189 amino acids. Lineage: Eukaryota; Viridiplantae; Streptophyta; Magnoliopsida; Poales; Poaceae. The transcript has 7 exons.